Filobasidium floriforme is the source of this 1977-nucleotide messenger RNA. RefSeq names its product putative t-complex protein 1 alpha subunit (tcp-1-alpha). Lineage: Eukaryota; Fungi; Basidiomycota; Tremellomycetes; Filobasidiales; Filobasidiaceae. Gene Ontology annotation, biological process: protein folding. The record is from RefSeq and is a predicted model, not a curated record. The transcript is spliced from 9 exons. Gene Ontology annotation, molecular function: ATP hydrolysis activity; ATP-dependent protein folding chaperone; ATP binding. Gene Ontology annotation, cellular component: chaperonin-containing T-complex. The coding region runs from base 115 to 1785 and encodes 556 amino acids.
AGUUAGUGUAUCAUCAUCAAUCAACCUUUGCUAACUAGCAGUUCGUCAAUAGCAAUCACAGAGCUCAAUCAACAACAGACACCACGAUAGACAAACAGCCAGGACACACUCACGAUGGCCGGACAAAUGUAUCAACGGGAUCCUCGAGCAGGCUUGUUUUUGGGUGGAAGCAGGAUCAGUGGAGCUGAGAUUCGGGAUCAGAAUGUUAUCGCUUGUCAGACGGUAUCAAACAUUUUGAAGUCGUCGCUCGGACCCGUCGGUCUGGACAAGAUGCUGGUGGACAACAUCGGAGACGUGACGAUUACGAACGAUGGAGCUACGAUUCUUUCCCUCUUGGAUGUUCAGCAUCCUGCUGCCCGAAUCCUCGUCUCCCUAGCCGCUCAGCAAGACAAAGAGAUCGGCGACGGGACCACCUCGGUCGUCCUCAUCGCCUCUGCCCUGCUGCAGCGUGCCAACGAACUCAUCCGGAACAAAAUUCACCCCACGACGGUCAUCACCGGAUAUCGACUUGCCUGUAAAGAAGCUUGUCGGUUCAUGGUAGAGCAGUUGAGCACAAAGGUGGAUACGCUAGGAAAGGAGAGUUUGAUCAAUGUGGCCAAGACGUCGAUGAGCUCCAAGAUCCUUGCUGCGGACGACGACUUUUUCGCUCCCAUCGCUGUCGAUGCCAUGUUGGCCGUCGGCACGAUCAACCCUCGCGGCGAGAAAAAGUACCCCGUCAAGGCUGUCAACGUGUUGAAGGCACACGGAAAGAGCGCAAGGGAGAGUUUCAUGGUCAAGGGUUACGCUUUGAACUGUACCGUUGCUAGUCAAGCCAUGAAGAAGCGAGUAACGGGAGCCAAAAUCGCUUGUCUCGACAUCAACUUGUCCAAGCAACGAAUGCACCUCGGCGUUCACAUCCAGAUCGACGACCCGGACCAGAUCGAGGCCAUCCGAAGACAAGAAUCCGAGAUUGCCAUCCAGCGUGUCAAGAAGAUCUUGGCUUCCGGUGCCAAUGUCAUCCUCACGACCAAGGGGAUCGACGACCUCGUUCUCAAGGAGUUUAUCGAGGCCGGUGCCAUGGGAGUCAGGAGGUGUAGAAAGGAGGACCUGAAGAGGAUCGCCAAGGCUACCGGCGCGACGCUUAUCAGCUCGCUCGCCAACCUCGAGGGGGAAGAGACGUUCGAAGCCUCGAGCUUGGGUCACGCUGAAGAGGUCGUGCAAGAGAGGAUCAGCGACGACGAGCUCAUCCUCGUCAAGGGGACCAAGGUCGUCAGUUCGUCGUCGAUCGUGCUCCGUGGUGCCAACGAUUACAUGUUGGACGAGAUGGAGAGGGCGUUGCACGACGCGUUGAGCAUCAUCAAGCGAACGUUGGAGAGUGGAAGCGUGGUACCUGGAGGUGGAGCCGUAGAGACGGCGCUUUCGAUCUACCUUGAAAACUUUGCGACGACGUUGGGUUCUCGGGAACAACUAGCCAUUGCAGAGUUCGCCUCGGCGCUCCUGACCAUCCCAAAGACCCUCGCCAUCAACGCUGCCAAGGACAGUACCGACCUGGUAGCCAAGCUUCGAGCGUACCACAAUGCCGCACAGAACGCCCCGGUAGGGGACUCGAAGCGAGGAUUGAUGAUGUACGGUCUGGAUCUCAUCAACGGCGAGGUCCGGGAUAACCGACAGGCCGGGGUUUUGGAGCCGACCAUCUCCAAGAUCAAGAGUUUGAAGAGCGCGCUCGAGGCUGCGACGAGUUUGUUGAGGAUCGAUGACAGCAUUACCGUUGCACCCGAACAAAAGGAAGACCCGCACGGGCAUUAGACGCAGUGACACCCGAUCCUCUAAACCCCCCCAAAAGACGAUAGAACCCUUCGGAAAUUGACGACCUCCUCACACCUUCUACAUUGCCUUGUUCUUUCUUUCCUCAUGUCUUGUAACCUAUGAUGAAGAUGAGAGGCCAACAGGUGGUUUCCACAUGUUGACGAUACGACAAAAGCAUGUCCAUGUUCCAUC